Molecule: messenger RNA, 2257 nt
Organism: Cryptococcus amylolentus CBS 6039
Lineage: Eukaryota; Fungi; Basidiomycota; Tremellomycetes; Tremellales; Cryptococcaceae
Exons: 4
Coding region: 259-2091 (610 amino acids)
Source: RefSeq, a predicted model, not a curated record
AUUUCCCCCACGCCUGCAGCUGCCGCAACCCGCUCGCGCUGCCACACCCGAGGCUGUAGUCACCCGAGGCACGAUCUUUGAGUUGCCCGCUGCAGGGUGUCUCUGCCGACGUCCCUGCGCCAUAUAUCGCCCUGUGUCUUACCAUCGCCACUUACUCUCGCUGCCUUGUAGCUCGCCACGCACAGAGCCUGCUUCCGGAACCACCGUAUGUGCUCUGGUCUCUAUCUCCAGCUCAGAGUACUUCAAGAGUAGGAGCGUAUGCUCAUGAUCGAGCCCACUGUAGUCACCACCGGACUGGGGCUGUAUUAUCUCGACUCGGGUCGAGUCAUACCCCCAAGCAACCAUAAAAUAACGCCCAACUCGGUCACGCCAGACGCGUUCUCCAGCACCCCGAACCUAUCCAUCCAUCUACCCCUCUCGAAUUCCACCGAGAUGUCAUCCACCCACUCUUCUCCCUUGAUGAAAGAACGCAAGAGGUCGGCUCAUUGGUCUGGGCAAGAUACCCAGAUUCUUAUAAAUGUUCUUCUUCGGGAGAAGGAUACCCGGACAGCAGAUAAUGGCUUUCCGCCAGAAGUCUGGCAGGAGGUGUCUGGGCUGUUGAUGGGGAGCAAUCCCAAUCUGGCCCAGGAUGGGUCCGAGAUGCUGCUAGGGGGAGCAAAGACGCCAGAAGCGUGCAAAAGUCGGUGGCAGCGUCUUCAACGCGAUUACAAGGCUGCGAAAGAGCUCGCCCAGCUCCCGGAUAUCAAGUGGAAUAACACAACCCACAGGCUGGAAGCGACUGAGCAUGCAUGGCAGAAUGCUGCAAAGGUCUACGAAAUAACCAAUAAGCACCGCAAGAUCCAUCUCCCAUGGUGGGAUUCCCUCGUCAUUCUAUGCUCCAGAGAAGCCACUCGUAGCCGCGGCCGUCGUCGCCGCAAGAAGAGCAUUGAAGCCGACCAAGAAGAAUACCAGGCCGAGCUGCUCGCCGAGUCUAGCCGGCACGCGGCUCAGGUUCACGCUCAGAUGACGAACGGCCACGGGCACCACGGGUACGAGCCGAUGUCCAAUGGCCAUCAUCCUCAUCACCAUCAUCCGCAAGAACACCAUCAGCAGCACCACCAUGGCAUGCAUGAUCCGAAUCAGGGAGGGUCGGGAUUGGUGGGCUUGUCAAAUGGGGCACUGCAGGCGGUUGAACAUGGAGCUUUUAGCUGGGAAGCGGGCUCGAGUGGUGAUGGGGACUUUGACCAAUCAUUUUUGCCAAACCAAGCAUUCAUACCACAGAAACGCAAUCCCAUGUUUGACCCGGGCCUCUUGACCCCCGAAACGUCCUCGGGAACCACUGUUUCUGCCCCUCUCACGCUUCAUGACACUCCCAAUAAACGCCAACGCACGUCGUCCCGCACAUCCCAAACACACGUCCUUCCCCAUCAGCACCUGGGCAACAUGCCUGGUGCCAACUAUCCUUACGCACCCAUGGCGUCUGGCAAUCAAACUGCGGCGGGCCCUGGGGCGCAGAGCCCAGACUAUGGAAGUGGGGAGGGAAUGCUAGACCCGGUCUUGCUGCAGGCGACGGCAUCGCCGGGUAUAACGCUCAAGACGUAUACGCCGCCGGAGAAGGGUGGGCCGGCCACGACGAUGCAGGGUUCACUCGGCAACCCUCAAGUCCAUCGCAGAGCGCCUUCGCAAUCACAACCCCAACCCCGACACCCACCCACCUCCCAUUCCUCUUCCGACUCUUCGUCUACGCACAAUACGCACAAUAAUCUUCAAAUUCAAGCGCAAGCACACAAUCAUCCUCAGUCCCACCCCCACUUUCAAGCGCAAUCUCAACCCCAAUCUGUACAUCAACCACACCUCACCCAGAUUCAGCCACCUCUCCAGGUUUCUCCUUCCGAUCCCAUGUUCCUUUCAUCCCUCACCGAGUCUCAACGGCGUACUGAAGCACUGCUUCAGCUGCAAACGGUUGACGCGGAUAUGAGGGAUGAGGAAAUGGUAGAGGUGAUGGAAGAGUUUGAGAUGAAUGUGGCGGCGGCGGAUACGUAUCUGGCGAUCAAGAAGGAGGCGCUGAGAAAGAUGUGGCUGGCCAAUCUUGUAAAGAGAAGGCAAAGAUGAGAGGUUAUUGAUGCAGGAGCGUGUUGUUGUCUUUACAUUGGGCAUACAUGACGUUGUACGAGUAUUACGGGGAUUUGGUGAAUCUUGUACUAGGUUAUAGAGAAGUCUCUUGACAAUGUCACGAUUGAUCUUGAGCUUGCAGUAUGCAAACUGAUCGUGUGCCCGG